Molecule: messenger RNA, 1518 nt
Organism: Gopherus flavomarginatus (Mexican gopher tortoise)
Lineage: Eukaryota; Metazoa; Chordata; Testudines; Testudinidae
Product: maestro heat-like repeat-containing protein family member 2A
Exons: 7
Coding region: 28-1059 (343 amino acids)
Cellular component (GO): cytoplasm
Source: RefSeq, a predicted model, not a curated record
UCAGCACCGCCCCUGACACGCCCCUGUAUGCCCUGCCCAUACCCUAGAUAUGCUCCCACGCGUGGCUGGGCUGCUGUGGCUGGCCCCAGGCAAGGCCUCUGCCCUCUAGGGGGCACUGUGCGCUGGAAGGGGCCAGGAUCUCACCACCGCCUCCCUCCAGGCCAACAUCGAGGACCUGUCCCAGAUGCUGAAGAAGAUGCCCCAGUACCAGAAAGAGCUGAACAAGGUGUUUAUAAUGAGGUUGUUUCCCUCUUGGCACAUAUGGAUGACCAAAAUAAGGACAAAAUUGCCCUCAGGAUUGCCUGUAUAGCUGAGACCAAGCUGGCUAGCAUUGUAACAGUUCUGCUAGAGAAACUGCAACUGGAUGAGCAAAACAGAGUAGACAUUUACUGUAUCCUGGAGAAGGUAUUACAGCAGGACACCGAGGACCUGGAGAGAGGGCUACUGAACAAAACAAUAAUCCUAGCCUUAAACCACAUGAGAGAGACUCAGGAAGCAACAAAUGAAGUCAAAGUGGCAGCUAGCAACACGUUAGUGACUCUGGCACGCUGCUAUUUCGAUCCUGUCAUGUCUGAGCUGCUCUGUCAUCUGAAACCACCAAAUCUGCCUGAAGAAUUUGUUUUAAUUACGUUGGGAAACUUGUCAUCAGCCUAUGCACUUAAGUGUAUCCCUUUUGUGAGAAUAACCCUGAAAGCCAUGUUCCACAUGUUGGAGUCAGUCAAUGACAGCCGGAUGAGACAAGCAUUUUGUGGUGUUCUGGAAAAAUGGUCAAGGGCAGUAAAGCUCUUUUUGACUAACUGGGAAAAGUGCCCAUUCCCUAUAGUGGGUGAAUUGCGACUCUGCAAUCAUUUUCUUCCCAUGUAUUCUCAUGUGACCAGCAACUGGCUGACCUGUGAGGAGCCGGAGCUCAAGCAGGCAAUCAUCAAAGCCCUUGGUGCCAUGAUGAGCCUUCUGCUCCAUAAAGAGGAGUAUCGGGAUCAGAUAUUUGAAACGAUCUCAUGGCUCCUUGAACAAUAUAAGGAGGACACUCAUGUUUUUCACAUCACGAAGGUGAGGUAGCAGUCCUUCAGGUAACUGUCUAUGUGUCUGUAUGUAUGAACUGCACGAGGAGUUUGCUGCCAGUGGGGUUUCCUGGUUGAGACAGUGACUUGUUAGAAAAUAAAUAUACACACGAGUUCUGGGUUUAUACACAUGGUGAGUCAGGCAACAAGAUUUGUAGGUAAAUGCCUCUUAUGAAAAAGCAUCCUCUGUUUCCUGGGGAGGAUGAUAAGGAGAUAAAAAACAAAACACCUGCGCCCCUCCCCAAAAAGAUACUCCCUCCUUGUGAUUUCCUAGUACAUCCUGUCAACUCUGUGUCUAUCUUUUAGUUCAUAAGCUGCUCAGAGCAGGGGCUGCCAUAUGUUGUCUCUGGUCAGUACCAAGCCAACAGUCAGUGGUUGAAAAUUAAUACUAAGGAGGCUUGAGAGUCAUUGCUUUGGAUUCUGUAACUAGAUGGAUCUAAAAGCAUUGCCUGUCUAU